AUAAUAACUGCUCAGCACUUUUUUUUUUUUGUUUCGCCCCUCGUGAUGGUUACGAAAACUCCGGCUUAACAAUUUUCAUUUUUUUAUAAAAUGUGUAUGCAUGACAAAUCCAAAUGUUGUCACAGUCAGAAAAAAAAAAAAAAAAAGCACGUACGUCACUUGAAACAGAGGCUCUGAUUGGUUAAAUGGCAGCGCCAAGCCAUCGCUAUAAAUAGGGAGCGACGAUUUCAAAACAAUGCUUCUUUUAACCAUGUCUAGCACUCCAUUUUAUGAGUUAUACCGCCGUUCGAGCAUCGGAAUGGCUUUGACCGAUUCUUUGGAUGAACUGAUCCAAAGUGGUCAUAUUAAUCCUCAAUUAGCCAUGCGUGUAUUGAUGACUUUUGAUAGAAGUAUAUCCGAAGCUCUUUCACAACUCGUCAGAAACAAGGCAAAUAUCAAGGGUCAUUUACACACUUACCGUUUCUGUGAUGAGGUCUGGACAUUCAUCAUUGAAAACCCAAACUUCAAGUUUGACCAAGAAACCAUUUCGGCCGAUAAAGUAAAGAUUGUUGCUUGUAACGCUAAAAGACCUGGAGAACAGUAAAAAAAAAAUAUAUAUGAUUGGUAUACGACAUUCAACACGACUCAACCUUUAUCUCUCAAUCAACACCCCUAUAAACGCGUUUUUUUUUUUAUAUCAUCUCUUUUUUUUUUGUAAAUAAAACAAAUCACGGCUGGGCAAUACAUGUUGGCCUAUCAUUUCAUAUAAAAAUAAA
Mucor mucedo is the source of this 755-nucleotide messenger RNA. Its product is annotated as transcription initiation factor IIA, gamma subunit-domain-containing protein. Gene Ontology annotation, biological process: RNA polymerase II preinitiation complex assembly; transcription initiation at RNA polymerase II promoter. The record is from RefSeq and is a predicted model, not a curated record. The transcript has 3 exons. Gene Ontology annotation, molecular function: TBP-class protein binding; RNA polymerase II general transcription initiation factor activity. Gene Ontology annotation, cellular component: transcription factor TFIIA complex. NCBI's taxonomy places the organism in Eukaryota, Fungi, Mucoromycota, Mucoromycetes, Mucorales, Mucoraceae. The coding region runs from base 236 to 583 and encodes 115 amino acids.